Molecule: messenger RNA, 999 nt
Organism: Pipistrellus nathusii (Nathusius's pipistrelle)
Lineage: Eukaryota; Metazoa; Chordata; Mammalia; Chiroptera; Vespertilionidae
Source: the annotation of a GenBank genome assembly
AUGGAGCAGCAGAGCGUGCGCACCGCCGCGCUGGUCCUGUGCAUCCUGUCCUACCUGCUGGUGGGCGCCGCCGUCUUCGACGCGCUGGAGUCGGAGGCGGAGAGCGGCCGCCAGCGGCUGCUGGCCCAGAAGCGCAGCGAGCUCCGGAGGAAGUACGGCUUCUCGGCCGAGGACUACCGCGAGCUGGAGCGCCUGGCGCUGCAGGCCGAGCCGCACCGCGCCGGUCGCCAGUGGAAGUUCGCGGGCUCCUUCUACUUCGCCAUCACGGUCAUCACCACCAUCGGGUACGGCCACGCCGCCCCCGGCACGGACUCGGGCAAGGUCUUCUGCAUGUUCUACGCGCUCCUGGGCAUCCCCCUGACGCUGGUCACCUUCCAGAGCCUGGGCGAGCGGCUGAACGCGCUGGUGCGGCGCCUCCUGCUGGCGGCCAAGCGCUGCCUGGGCCUGCGGCGGCCGCGCGUGUCCACGGAGAACAUGGUGGUGGCCGGGCUGCUGGUGUGCGCCGCCACGCUGGCGCUCGGGGCCGCCGCCUUCGCGCACUUCGAGGGCUGGAGCUUCUUCCACGCCUACUACUAUUGCUUCAUCACGCUCACCACCAUCGGCUUCGGCGACUUCGUGGCGCUGCAGAGCGACGAGGCGCUGCAGAGGAAGCCGCCCUACGUGGCCUUCAGCUUCCUCUACAUCCUCCUGGGGCUCACGGUCAUCGGCGCCUUCCUCAACCUCGUGGUCCUGCGCUUCCUGGCGGCCAGCGCCAGCACCGACCCGCCCGAGCGCGCUGCUUGCCGCGCCAGCCCUCCCCGCCUGGGGGCGCCCGAGAGCCGCGGUGCCGCCCUGACCCGCCGCCCGGCGCGCCCCGGGGGCUCCUCCGUCUCCUACCGCGUCCACCAGCUGGAGAUGUGCGCCCGCGACAACCUGGGCUUCUCGCCCCCCGGGAGCCCUGGGGCUCUGGGUGGCCUCGGCGGGGCGGGCAGGCUGCCUGCCCGGCGGAAGUCCAUCUGA